AUGGGGGCCGCUCACUCGCGCACGUCGCGCGAUGAGGGCAAUAACAGACGCUCAACUGACACCAAUCCUAGCAGACCUACAUCGAUGCUGCCACAGCGUCGGACCCGUGACGAAGUGGAUGACGAGCCGACCGACACUGAGCCUGAGCGUCAUCGCCGUCGGCGAUUGUCCCUGGGUUGGCGUGGGUUCCGUCGAGAUCGUGAACGAUCUUCGGACUCGUCGGCUUCGUCAGGUGUCCCUCAUCGCUUUCGCCCUGGCUGGGGCCGCACGAUGUCCAUGCAAGGCAUUCCUACUCUCGCCACCGUAUCGCAGGCCGGCGAUGAUACGCCCACAACCUCGAUCGCAGCGCCUGCCGCCGUCCCGAGCACGUUGCCUACAAUACCAAGCCCUGCCAAUGAGACUGGAAGUGAGGCACCCGAGGUUAUACUGGUCGAUCCGCCGACCUCCUCAACCUACAGCCCUCCCACAGCGAAUGGCACCACGCCCAUACCGACCCCAAGGCCAACGCAGACAUCUGCCACCCCACCUGACCCGCUCGCACGUGAACGGCAAGAAGCCGUGCGUCUGAUUGAGAGCGUGCUUGGCCCACGCAUGAGCCAAGCCCCGUCGCAAGGACGGCAUCCGGGCCUUGACCCAUCGUCGUUGGCCGGUACUUUUGGUGCGCGUCGUUCCUUUGGACUGCCUCGUCGUAUAGGCUCUGUCCCACGUCCGGGAAUGGGGCCUAUGCUAGGGCCUGGACGGCCUUCUACUUCGCUUGGCACGCUCCUGUCGGAAGUCCUCGGCGCUUCUCGCGAAGGUAUGCCGCCAGGCGCAGCGCCGUUGUCGGGCACUUCCGUGAUUGUGCAAGGCGCGUUGGUGGCGCGAACCGCGCCUAGUUCUGCAUCAGAUGGUAGCGCUCCAUCGUCGGCAGACACCAACCCCACGCCACAGCCGCCACCCAGCAUGCCUGGUUCCGCUAUGCCCGGUACCGAUCCGAACGUGCCACAUGUUGCUACGCUGGAAGAGCAAGGUGAGAUGCUAAGCCGGAUACUUUCCAUUGCUGCUGCUGCGACAGCGGCAUCGGUGGUAAAUGCAUCACCUGUCCACCCGGCGGCGGCCGCUGCCGCUGCUGCUGCGUCAGGCGUUCCCACUACACCCCAUGCAGCGUCAGCCACGCCAGCAGCGCCGGCGUCGGAGACCCAAGCGCCACCGCCUUCAACACCAUCUCAACCAACGCCUUCGUCGUCCACAUCCUCCAGCCCACGUCAUGGACGUGAGUUGCUCGAACGUCUAUUUUCUGGGCGUACACAAACACAUACUCAUCAUGCGACCAAUGAGCCAGAAUCUGAAACCAUUUCGACGAUUACCCGCCUGAUGCGCGAUGCUUUACGAGCAUCACUCCCAGGGCAUACCCCAUCGACCCCUCCCCAUCCCAACCCUGCUGCAUCGUCUGCGAACUCCUUGUCUAUUUUAUCUACAUUGGAACGCGCAAGGCAGGGGCAGCCUUUCCCCGAAGGUGAGCCUGGCUCGUUUGACAGAUUCUUGCACAAUAUGAUGGAGGAUCUUGGCUAUGCGAUCCAGCAUAUGAAUGGGUCCUCGCAUGAAUCCGAGUCGACUCUCCCCGACGACGUGAGGGUCCGUCGUGAAGGCGAUGUGGACGGCGAGCAACUGUCGUUCUUCCGCCUCUUCCGUUUCGACCAGCAGCCUGACACAAACUUGAUUCCCUGCGUGCUGGUAGGUGUGCGCAGUCUUCGUGCAGAAGAGCGGCUUAUGGGCGGUGAUGAUGCACUGCCACGCGAUGGCGACCAGAACCGUCCAGGCGUAUCUCGCUUUGUGUUGUUUGUAAGCGGUGGUCGUUACCAUGAGCAGCACCCACUCUUAGUCGCACGCCCACGCGAUGCAGGCCGUGAUCUCAUGUUUAUGAUGGAGCUCCUUGGUGCUAUGACGGCCAUGAGCAACAAAAGGCCCACCGCUAGUGCUGCGGACAUUGAACGCAGCGGUCUUUUGAAAGUGCGUGCUUCCGAGCUACCCGCGCUUAAGGAGGCUGGGCGUGUGACGGAAAACACAAGCGAGAAAUGCCUGGUGUGUCUUGAUGAAUGGCAGGAUGACGACGAAUGCCGAAUUUUGUCUUGUAAACAUGCAUUCCACGCAGCGUGCGUCGACCAAUGGCUCGAGCAUAACUCCAAUUCAUGUCCCCUAUGUCGCAGCGAAGCUGUGCAACAUGCUAAUGCCUAG
Molecule: messenger RNA, 2214 nt
Organism: Malassezia pachydermatis
Lineage: Eukaryota; Fungi; Basidiomycota; Malasseziomycetes; Malasseziales; Malasseziaceae
Product: fog: e3 ubiquitin ligase
Exons: 2
Coding region: 1-2214 (737 amino acids)
Source: RefSeq, a predicted model, not a curated record